Sitophilus oryzae (rice weevil) is the source of this 928-nucleotide messenger RNA. RefSeq names its product myosin regulatory light chain sqh (gene sqh). The coding region runs from base 185 to 709 and encodes 174 amino acids. The transcript has 2 exons. Gene Ontology annotation, biological process: post-embryonic development; locomotion. Lineage: Eukaryota; Metazoa; Arthropoda; Insecta; Coleoptera; Curculionidae. Gene Ontology annotation, cellular component: cytoplasm; myosin II complex. The record is from RefSeq and is a predicted model, not a curated record. Gene Ontology annotation, molecular function: myosin heavy chain binding; calcium ion binding.
UGCGCCAAUUCAAAUAUGGCAAAAUAGGCGUGGCAGCACUACCAAUCUGAGAAGUGAAAAAAGAAAAUCCCUGCUUCAACUGUCAGUCACUCCCAAAAAGUUGUUGAAAGAUUUUGUAACAAAAUCCACAAUUUUUAGUUAAUUUUGUCAGUUUUAACUGCUUUUAAUAACUAAUUUGAACAUCAUGUCUUCAAGAAAAACUGUAAGCCGUCGUGGAACAACCAAAAAAAGGGCUCAAAGAGCAACUUCCAAUGUUUUCGCCAUGUUUGACCAAGCCCAAAUCGCUGAAUUCAAAGAGGCCUUCAACAUGAUCGACCAAAACCAUGACGGAUUCGUUGACAAAGAAGACCUGCAUGACAUGCUUGCCUCCUUAGGAAAAAACCCUACCGAUGACUACCUAGAUGGUAUGAUGAACGAAGCCCCAGGUCCCAUAAACUUUACCAUGUUUCUAACACUCUUUGGUGAAAGACUUCAAGGUACUGACCCAGAAGAUGUUAUAAAGAAUGCUUUUGGAUGUUUCGAUGAGGAUAACAAUGGGGUUAUCAAUGAAGAACGAUUGAGGGAACUUUUGACCACCAUGGGUGACCGUUUUACCGACGACGAAGUGGAUGAAAUGUACAGGGAGGCUCCGAUCAAAGGGGGACUGUUUGAUUAUGUUGAAUUCACUCGUAUCCUGAAGCACGGAGCUAAAGAUAAAGAUGAACAGUAAAGAAAUGUUUUAUUCACUUGACAAGUAACCUUAAUAUUUUAUUAAUUAAUUUUCUGUGGAAAUUUUUAAGUAUUUAACUAUUUUUUUACAACUUUUUUUGGUAUUCUUUUAUAUUAUUAAAAUAUUGUAUAUAGGGAGAUAGAAAAAUGUUAGCUUAUAAAUAGGUUUUGAUAUAUUAACAGAAUUUUUGUAUUUAUUAAAUAAAUAACAGUAAAAUAG